Miscanthus lutarioriparius is the source of this 1032-nucleotide messenger RNA. NCBI's taxonomy places the organism in Eukaryota, Viridiplantae, Streptophyta, Magnoliopsida, Poales, Poaceae. The record is from the annotation of a GenBank genome assembly.
AUGGGAAAGGGAGAUGUGGCUACUAGGUCCAAAUCUCAAAAAUCGUCAGCAAUACAGAAUGAGCAGAGUACACCUACUAACCCCCCCACAGCAUAUCCUGAUUGGUCUCAGUUCCAGGCAUACUAUAAUGCUGCUGGGACAGCUCCUGUGACCCCACCGGCUUUUUUUCAUUCAUCUGUAGCUCCAAGCCCUCAGGGGCACCCAUAUAUGUGGGGUCCACAGAUGAUGCCUCCUUAUGGGACACCACCACCAUAUGCAGCAAUGUAUGCACAAGGCACACCAUAUCAGCAGGCACCGAUGCCACCGGGUUCACACCCAUACAGUCCUUAUUAUCCUAUGCAGUCACCAAAUGGGACAGUUCAAACUCCAACAUCUGGUGCUGGCGGUACAGAGACAAAUAAAUCGAAUAAAAAUAAGCGGAAGACUCCCCUGAAAAGAUCAAAAGGAAGCUUAGGUAGUCUGGAUGUUGUUGCAGUAAAAAACAACAAGUCACCGGCAAAGCCUUCAGCUUCUUCCUCCAAUGAAGGUUCUUCACAAAGUGAGAGUGGAAGCAGGAGUUCUUCUGAAGGAAGCAGUACAAAUUCAAAAAGUAGUUCAAGGGCGAAGGAUGGUUCUGAGCAAGGUCAAGGUAAUGCAACUACUCUGAGUAUGGGAGUGGAUUACUGGGGUACUCCUGCUUCUGUACCCAUGCAUGGUAAAGUUAUUGCAGCACCGACAUCAGCUCCUUCAUCAAAUUCACGUGAUAUUGUUCUCAGUGAUCCGGCUAUACAGGAUGGGAGAGAACUGAAGAGACAAAAACGGAAGCAAUCAAAUAGGGAAUCAGCUCGACGCUCAAGAUUGCGCAAGCAGGCUGAAUGGGAGGAAGUAGCCAAUCGUGCAGAUUUGCUAAAGCAGGAAAAUAGUUCACUUAAAGAAGAAUUGAAACAACUUCAGGAGAAGUGUGAUAGCUUGACCUCGGAAAAUACAUCUCUACAUGAGAAGCUUAAAGUGCUUGAGGAUGAGAAAUCAAAUGGAAAUUGGUACAAGGAUUAA